AUGGAGUUCGCCUACAGCGUGGCAAUGUAUGCCCCUGAAUUCCGCAGACCACCACCGAGGGCAUCGGCAUCGGCCACCCUCACCACCACUCCAGAUCCUACUCUUCCCACUCCCACUCCCACUCCCACUCCCCGACCUCCCACUGCUACGGAUGAGACUGCGAGUGCCGCCGCCGGCAGCUACUCCCACAGCCACCACGACAGCACUGGCAACAACGGCGAGAUCACCAAUGCUGUCACUGGCACUGGCACCGACGCCGACAAACCCAGUCACAGCCACGUCGACUGGCACAGCGCAAAGCGAUUCAGGAGACCCGGCCGACGACGCGCAACCUCCGUCCACACGCAGGGUUCGUCCGAACUGGCUCUGAAGUCAUCGCAUCACCAGAGGACGCCAUCCAGCGGUGCCAACUCCCGAACGUCGCACGAAUCCCACCCUCAGAAACCCCUGCGGCUCCCCUUCAAACCGCACAACUCGUCCAGUAAGACAGAGGAGACUACCACCGAGAACCACGUCGCUGAUGUCACGGCGUACCGCACUGGCACCACUGCCCCUUUCACCUAUGGGAGCGUAGUCGCAUCGCCACAAGUGCAAGCAAGCGCGAAGACCAUCGACUCGACCGCUCCUGUCGCACUCGUCCACGUUGCGGCGACCCCGAUCGCGUCUGUGCCUGAUUCUGCUACGUCCGCUUCAGCUUCCGCGUCCGCAUCCGCACCCGAGCCGUCGCCUGCUACCCCGAAACCCCUUGGCGUCCGGCCUGCGCAUCUCCCUUUCUUCCACUACAACAGCUCCGGGCAUAGCCACAGUCAACAAAACAGACUACACAAACGCGAUCCUUACCGUCGGACAUCGAGUCACGCUCUGCGCCAGGCGUCAUCUGACCCGUCAACCCCGACUCUGUCAAAACCUGGUGCUGCGGGUACCGACCCCUCGUGGCCCAGACCCCUGAGGCCAACAACGAGCAGGGACCAACAUGACGACAUGGCCGGAUCUAUACCUCCUCCAAAGUACCCUUCCUUCAGCCGCACGAGCGAUAGCGUCUCCUCCGCCUCGGGCACACCUCGCUCGAACCAAGCCGGCGUGAUGGCUUCGUACGAUAACUUGCCCAACUCCUCGGCCGAGGGGAGCGGGCCAGCGUCAACGGCAUCGGCAUCGACUGCUUCCAAGCCACAAUCUGUCGGGCCCAAGCCCUUCAUCGUCCGCAAUAAUCGCACAUACAUACACGAUCCGACAUUGCCAUAUCCCCUGCCGGUUGAUCUGGCAGAACUUCACCGGCAGUCCCUCCGCACCUUAAUGACCUUCCAGUUAUUUGGCGGUCCGAUCAUAUCGACCGCCUUCGCUAACAAACCACCAACACGUGUCCUUGAGGUGGGAUGUGGUUCGGCUUUUUGGAGCAUGAUGUGCCAUCGGUACUUUGCCCAGCAUGGUCAUUCGUCCAUCUCCUUUACUGGUGUUGACAUCGUUUCCCUGGCGGGCUCUGGACUUGACACGAAUAGCAAACCGGACAAGGAUAUGAAGUGGCGAUUUGUCCAGCAUGACUUGCGGCGGUGUCCCUGCCCGUUUCCCGAUGGCGAAUUCGACUUGAUCAUGGUGAAGGACUUGUCCCUCUGCUGCUCGUUUCGCGACGCGCAGCCCGUCCUCGAAGACUAUUUGCGCAUGUUGAAACCGGGUGGUGUGAUAGAAGUAUGGGAGACAGACUUUAGCAUCCGCAUGCUACGACCGCAUGUCCUGAAGACUUCAGCUCCUGCUGUCAAAAGUGAUGAUAGUGAUUCUUCCAGUGACGAGGAGGACGAGGAAGCCGAUGCGCUAAAGUUGGGUGCUUAUGUGAUGACGACAAACACACCGCUCAGCGCACCGCUGAACCCGUUUCUGGUGGAGUACAAUGGUUGGAUAACCAAAGCCCUCGAUGCACGUGGGCUGUCUGCAGUACCUUGUACGCUUACUGGGCCGCAUCUACUGCAAGAGUCCGAGACCUUGCUUGAUGUGCGCUCAGAAAGGUUGGCGGUGCCACUGAGUGAGGUCCGAUGGGAGCGGGAAGGUGUCGGCGGUGUGGUGACCAAAGACGGGAAGAGCUACAUCGAUUCGAUGAAGGGGAAAAGUAAGGCAACGGACGUCAAAGGAGGGAAACCUGCAGGCAAGACGUUGACCGCUGGCCAGGCAGCUCUCCGGCGGACUGCGCUCGAGACGACGGUUGGACAGAUUUGCAGUCUCGAACCCAUGCUGAGAGAGGUCAGUGGAAAGAGCCAGGACGAAUGGGAUGGCUGGACUGCCAAGAUGGUCAACGAUCUUCUGCGCGAGAAUGGUACUAGCUGGGGCGAGUGCCUUGAGGUCGGCGCAUGGACUGCGCGAAAGAGAAUGAGCAACAAGCCUUGA
Molecule: messenger RNA, 2373 nt
Organism: Anthostomella pinea
Lineage: Eukaryota; Fungi; Ascomycota; Sordariomycetes; Xylariales; Xylariaceae
Source: the annotation of a GenBank genome assembly